AGCAUCUUUGCUUUGCCUCCGUCUCCGUGAUCGCUCAUUUGAUUCUUGAGGCGACGUGCUUGCAUGGGCUCGCUCGCUGUAGCUCCGGGAUAAGCGCGGCAGAUCGUCGGCCUCUGCUUCGAGCAGUCACCCAUCCAUCCAACCUCCCGUCGAGACGUCCGUCGUCCGGCCAGCCAGCCAAGCCGAGCCAAGACUGUCAUCCACAGGAGCAGAGCGGCAGGGCUGGCUUCGGCGCAGCCAGCCAGUCCAACCGCGCACUCAUUGGCCGCCCUGCUGUGCCGCCUGCUCUGCUGGUCUUGCCUUGCCUCUGUAGUCGUGCACAAUCUUUUGUUCCAUUGCAUGGAGCAUGCAUCCUACCGUAGCCUAGCUAGUGGCGACGCAUGUAUGCGACCGAGGCGGCUGCUGUUCAAAGCAAAGCAAACCAGCGCCUCGAUUACUACCACUCCAGCAAGCAAAGCAAAGCAAAGCAGCAGACGGAUGGAUAAUCAAGUUUUGCGCAUCUCGGUCACCCUAUAAAUCCUAGCUGCCGCUGCCUACCUCCAGUAGCUCACCACCACCUCCACUCUGCUAUGCUCGCAGCAAGCCAGCUAGCUCCUCGCCUCCUCUCGACACACUACUACUAGCAGCUUCUCUUCUCUUCUUUUAAGUAACAGAGAGCCCAAGCUAGGUGACACUAGAGCGUCUCAAGCACCCGCGCCAUGGCCACCUCCACCUUCUCGCUCUUCUUCCCGCCGCUGCCCAGCAGCAAAGGCCAGUGGCCGUCUGUAGAGGAGGCUGCCUACUCCUACGAUGACCACAGCUCCGUCACCACCCUCUCCCCUUCCUCCCCGGCCUCCUCUGCUUCCUCGGGAUCCCUGGUGGACUGCACGCUCUCCCUCGGCACGCCGUCGACGCGCCGCCCCGAGCCAGACCGUACUAGGCACGGGGCUCCGCCGCAGGCCUGCCCGUCCGUGUCUGCCGGGGCCGAGCCCUGCUACUACCACCAGCAGCAGGGCAGGGGCGGCGCCGCCGGGCACGAGCAGCUCCUGGACCGCCGCUGCGCCAACUGCGGCACGGCAUCCACGCCGCUCUGGCGGAACGGCCCUCGCGGACCCAAGUCCCUCUGCAACGCCUGCGGCAUCAGGUUCAAGAAGGAGGAGCGCCGCGCGGCGGAGACCAAUGCCGGCGGCGGGUGCGGCUACGUCGCGCAGCGGGCGCACGUGUCGGCCCCUCGUGCCGUGCCGUACGCGGAGGAGGCGCUUCCUUACGCCGGCGCCGUCGACGCGCCCUUCCUGGCGUGGCGGCUGAACGGCGUCCCGCCGGCCCCGGCGUUCUCGUCGUGGCCCGACAGGCAGCACGGCGUGUACCAGUACAACUAGCUAGUAGUACUAGUGAGUAGUACGUGUAGGUACGUGUUAGGGCAUGGAACGCGGUUGGUGGGCGCUGCAACGUUUUUUUGGGGAUUUUGUUGGGGACGUACGGUUGCACGCGGCCGAUGGGAUAUGCAUGUGCAGUAGUAGCACUGUAUUUUGUCUGACAUUAUCGUUGAGCAAGCCUGCCAAACAUAUGAAUUAUGAAGUAGUACAUGUCUUGUUUC
This is a messenger RNA of Triticum urartu, 1576 nucleotides long. RefSeq names its product GATA transcription factor 15. Gene Ontology annotation, molecular function: zinc ion binding; sequence-specific DNA binding. Gene Ontology annotation, biological process: regulation of DNA-templated transcription. Lineage: Eukaryota; Viridiplantae; Streptophyta; Magnoliopsida; Poales; Poaceae. The record is from RefSeq and is a predicted model, not a curated record.